This is a messenger RNA of Eremothecium sinecaudum, 2823 nucleotides long. It is a transcript of the gene HUL5, whose product is annotated as ubiquitin-ubiquitin ligase HUL5. The transcript has a single exon. Gene Ontology annotation, biological process: protein polyubiquitination; ubiquitin-dependent protein catabolic process. The record is from RefSeq and is a predicted model, not a curated record. Bases 1 to 2823 code for a protein of 940 amino acids. NCBI's taxonomy places the organism in Eukaryota, Fungi, Ascomycota, Saccharomycetes, Saccharomycetales, Saccharomycetaceae. Gene Ontology annotation, molecular function: ubiquitin protein ligase activity.
AUGCUGAACUUCAGUGGAACUACUAAGAGAAGGAAUGUGAACUUGAGAUCAUCUAAGAGGGCAUCGAAGAAUGAUUUGAUAGAGAACGCGAGACUGGAGAGGGAAAGAAGAGCAAAGGAAAAGCGAGCAAGGGAUGCCGCGAUCUUAAUACAAAAAUAUAUAAGGAGUUGGCAGACAAAGAAAUGUUUAUUUCGAAAUAUAAAUCUUGAAGGGUUGAAGGACAGUUCUUAUGGACUUUUAUUGGCAUUUUCUCCGACUUUGUUUCAUUUCAUUUCUGUUGAUAAUGUUAAACUGCUUAUUGAAAACUGUCAAGUAAAUACUUCCACGAUAUAUUGGAAAUUAAACCAAUUGUUAGGUAUAGUUCCUGAAUAUGGUGUUGACAUAGGAAUCCUAAAUGUAUUAUUGGAUAAAUUGAAUUCCACGAGUUUUGAUGUACAUUCUAUAAGAAGUGUUGGCGAAGGCGAGGAUAAUGAAAGUGUUAUUAAGCAUCGUGUGAAAAAGCUAGUUGAUUCGAGGCUUGCUAUUAUAAGAUGUACUAAAGAGGAGUUGGAAAUGGAUUUCAUUAGGGCUUUAUUAAAAGUAGUGCCUAGAGAUCUAAAGGUUAUGGAUCGGGAAACUCCUUAUUGGUCUUCUUUACUAACUAUUGAAUUAGAUUCUGUAGCGACACGGCAGAACUUGGAGCUGUUUUUAAAGGCAGUACUGGAAAGAAUUGACCCUGCUAUAAUCAGAUUUGAGGAGGUUCCUCCAAUGGAUACCAUAUACUACCUUAUAUAUCUGUUAAGUGGAACUAGCGGUGAUGCUUCAAAUAGGCUGUGUGAGAUAAUAGCCUUGCAAAUAGACAGAGAUCCAUUGUUUAAAUUUGAAGAGAAACACGAGUUUUUUCGAUAUGUGGAAAACCUAUACUCUUAUAAAGUUGCUGGUACCCUCUGUGAAUACUUUCGGACCAAGUCCGUUGCUAAAGCCAGUCGCUACGCGAAUGCUCUACUACGGCGUGCUCCUAGUUCUCGAAACUCAGAAGUAAUAUUGCUGGGCUUGGUUGCAGAUUUUAUUGCAAUGAAUUUAUUAAUUGGAGAAUGUGUCGAGAAGGGUACCAACGACGGACAAGAGUUUAUUCUAUUGGUGGAUUGCCUAGAUAUGUACUUGUCGUAUGUUAGCGACAGUGUUUUACUAGGCCCAAAGAGUAGCUUUGCUACAAAUGCAGUCAUUAAAUUCUGCAAAAUUGCAAGAUUGAAAGUGAUAGAUUUUCUGCUACUUCCUACUAGCGACUACGACAAGCAUCAGCUGCAUCGUUUAUUAUCUUUGCUGCAGAAACUGCAGAUCAGAAACUCUAGAACACCAUUCUUAGAGAAAGAGGAUGGUUCAAAUUUCUGGCUUAUUGACAAUGCUACAGUGCUAAGAUGUGAUAUCACCUCCCUUGUAAUAGCAUUCGACGAGUUUUACCGCAAUGAGAUGGAUGAGCUCAUGGAUAGCGAAAAUAACUUAAAUGAUCCACGAAUGAUAGACAAAACACAGUGGGAGAAAAUCGUGAAGGCUAAGUUCUUCACAAAAAAGCUAUCGAACUCAAACUGGGGCUCUCUAGCUUCCAGAAAGUUCGAUGUCCUUCUCAGAGCGCCUUUCUUGCUUCCAUUCAACGAUAGAGUUUCCUAUUUUGAAAAGUUGAUCCAACAAGAUAGGGAACGGUUACAAUCAAGGCUAGAGGGCAGCCCUAUGAUGCGGUUUACAAACUUUUACUUCCCCAAUGCUCGCCGCCGCAGUGCAACUAUUUCAAGAGAGAAUGUGUUGGAGGAUGCGUUCGCUGCAUAUAAUCCUAUCGGUGAGGCCUUCAAAGAGCAGCUGGCUGUCACUUUUGUAAACGAGUUUGGACCCGAAGCAGGAAUUGAUGGUGGAGGCAUUACGAAAGAGUUCCUCACAAGUGUUAGUGACCAAGGCUUUAAUAACGACAAGUAUGGAAUCUUUAAAACUAAUGACCGGUAUGAGCUAUACCCUUCCGAGGAAGCCGUCACACAACAGCAGCUCCAAUAUCUGCAUUUCUUAGGUAAAGUCCUCGGAAGGUGUCUCUACGAGAAAGUCCUGAUAGACGUACAUUUUGCAGACUUCUUUCUGCACAAGUUGUUGAAUGCAUCCAAGAACAUGGUGUGCUCUUUUGACAACCUCUCCUCCUACGAUAAAGAACUUCACGACAAUCUCAACAAAUUGUUCGUAAUGUCAAAAGAAGAACUACUACAGCUGGACCUACGGAUGGAGAUCGUCGAUGAUUCUACCAAAAACCUUGUACAAUUAGUCCCUAAUGGAUCCAAGGUACCAGUAACCGACACAAACGUCCGUCAAUAUGCAAUGGCCAUCGCCAGCUAUAAGAUGAAUUCGAAACUUUAUAGGCCAACGCUGUACUUUCAAAUGGGCCUAUCUGUAAUAAUACCUUCCCACUGGAUAGAAAUGUUCAGCAGCACUGAGCUAAGCAACCUAAUUGCUGGAGAGGCGCGUGAUAUUGACCUUGCUGACCUAAAAUCAAACGUCUCUUAUGGUGACUAUUUAGAUACCGACCCUACAAUACGCUACCUAUGGGAGAUUCUUGCCGAAUUCAGUCCUGAAGAGCGUUGCAAGUUUAUCAAAUUUACAACAUCAGUACCAAGGGCUCCUUUAUUAGGUUUCCAAAUGCUUAAUCCAAAAUUUGGCAUUAGAAAUGCAGGGAGCGAUGCUACCAGACUUCCAACGGCUUCUACCUGUGUUAACUUACUUAAGUUGCCUGACUAUCAAAACAAAGAAUUGCUAAGGCAAAAACUACUCUACGCAUUAAACUCCGAGUCACGGUUUGACCUAUCAUGA